AGACAUCCAUCACUGCCGCCUGAUGCGGCUUUUGGAGCCGUCACCCAUCCAUCUGUUGACCGGCCCGGCUCUGGAUCUGAUUCGCCAUAAACACUCAACAACUCAGCCGUGUCCUCUCCUCUCUGUUUGGAUUGUGCUUUCUUUGUGUUAAAAACAGCCCCUCUUACAAUCUGCUGCGAACAAAGAACAUCGCUCCGAUGCGCUAAAAAGCCAGCCAAUUCCACCUUAAAUGCCAUUUGCGUCUGUGUUGGAGACCUAGGCGCCAUCUUCGGUCCACCUUAAGCGCACAAUGUGGCCAACGAACGCAAGCGUACCAGUCAGGCUUCCGUCCUCGUUCUCCAGCCGGGGAUCGCACUCUGGCUUCCCAGCUUUGACACAGCAGCGUCACUUGUGAAACAACAGAGGGGGAAGAAAGACGCACUCGGGCCAAACCCCAUCCGCACCAACAGGAGAAGAUGUCCGAGCCCAAUAAGUACCGAGAGUGGAUCCUGGAAACAAUCGACUCUCUCCGCUCGAGAAAAGCUCGUCCGGAUCUGGAGAGAAUUUGUCGAAUGGUCCGGAGACGACACGGGUCAGACCCGGACCGAACCAGGACAGAACUGGAAAAACUGAUUCAAGAGCAGACGGUGCUCAAAGUUAGCUACAAGGGGUCCAUAUCGUACCGAAACGCGGCGAAGGUGCAGAGGAAAAGCCGAAAGAAGAGUGAGUUUACGGCCGCUGGAAGCAGCAGCGGCGGCGGCGGCAGCGCGGAGGCAGCGAGGGAGCGGACCAAACACGACCAUCUGAACAACAACGGCGACAGUGCGCACAGCUUCACCGACCAGGAGGAGGGAGAGGAGGACUCGGAGCCCAGCCCAGAUCCUCACCACACUCAAACAUCAGCCAGCACCAGCACGAAGCCCAAGCUUGCCUCCUCCAGCCAGAGUAGCGGAAACGGGUGCCUCAAGUGUGGCGCAACAACGGGCUGCGAUGUCGGGAGCGGCUGUAAAGAGGAGAAAGCAAGUGCACCGAGAGACAAGGGAUUAGGACAGCAGGGAGCAGGGGACAGCCCGUCGAGGGGUCUCGGCCCCAGAACAAACGCACACGACGGCGGUGAUGCCGGCAGGGUAACACCGAGCAAAGCCGAUGCAGUUCGAGGAGGGAAAGAGCCGGGUUUGUCCGGGGCUGACACCCAGAACAAAACUUGCUCGGGGAGCGUCAGCGACCUCCCUCAACAACAGAAACAGAAGCAGUCCGCACCCCUCAAGCCCAAACUUCGAGUCGGAGGAGGGGGGACCAAAACAGCGGGGAACUCCGACCUGGGCGACAGAUUGGUGGCUUCUGUUCGCAGCCUGUCCGAGAGGAGCCUCCGGGGGGGCUCCUCCACCUCCACCUCCACCUCUACCUCCAGCGCUGCGACCAGAGGCCACAUGAAGCCGCUCGGGUUGAAGGAGAUUUUGGGUUAUCUGAGCAGCCAAGAACGGCUGUCUGAGGAGAAGCUGACCCGAGGCAAAGUCAAAGUGGUCAUGGAGAGAGAAGUGGCAAGGGGCAGGCUGCGCAGGACCCGCUGCGGGAACAUUACUCUUCCUCUGAGGGGGAUGGUGGUGGAGGAGCCGAUGCCGAAGAAUGCGUCCGCUGACAGACUUGGAAAGAACGCACUGCAGGACAAGCACACAGUGAAAAAGCCGCCGUCCCCCCCUCUACAGGAGAAUGAGCCGAUGGAAACGGCCAGUGAAGAAGAGGAAAGGGAAGACAAGGAGGCAGAGGAUGAUGAUGAGGAGGAGGAGGAAGAGGAGGAGGCGGAGGAGGAGGAGGAGGAGGAUCCCAGGAGUUCUGAUGAGGAGAGAGGACUAUCCCCGGUAGCCAUGACAACCGAACCAGAGCUCAUUGAGAAAACGACAGAAGAUGCUGAGAUCCAGACAGCAUCAAAGGUGGAGAGCCCCCAUCAACAGCAGCCACACGGCGGACAAGGGAUGUCCGGGCUCGAUCCCAACACCAGAACGCCGUGUUCACCUGUUCAGGGUGCUUCCCUGUCACAGUGCAACAGUGCACACUCUGAGGAGGAGAGGGCUGAUCAGCUACAUACAGGGGCACAAAAUCAGACCCAGCAUGACAAACUCAACCACAACUCCUCUGGCUUUAACAGUUUGGAGUCUAAGACAGAGGUUGGCGUGUCAUCCUGCCUGCUCACACCCACUGCCUCCCCGAGAGACUCUGGCAUGUCUGAGGAAAGAGGGCUAAACGGUGGAGUUAGCAGUGGAGGGUUUAUGAAAUCUGAGGGGGUCAGUGGGAGCCCGGUGGACUGGACAGUGUCUGAUGUGGUCAGUUAUUUCACAGCAGCAGGUUUCCCUGAGCAGGCUGCAGCCUUCAGGACCCAGGAAAUCGAUGGCAAGUCUCUUCUACUCAUGCAACGUAACGAUGUUUUGACUGGCCUGUCAAUCAGACUCGGCCCCGCCCUCAAGAUCUAUGAGCGUCAUGUAAAGGUUCUGCAGAAAACGCACUUUGAGGAAGACGACUGCUAAAAAACAGACAUGAAACACACACAAAGACUGUUGUCUGUAUCUACAUAUAGCCCAAGUAAUCAUAUAAAAUGUAUGCAUGAUAUACGAUCACACACACACACACACACACACACACCUACCUCUGUUUCUCCUCCUCCUGGUCCUCUACGACUGCUCUGGUCCAGAAAUGACACACACAGAAAAAAGACUGGAUUUCGUGGACAACAAGGAUUUUCUACCAAACAGAGCACACAUUUUGGAGGAAGUGAAGCAGACUCAAAGAUUUUUAGAUGCAGAGGUUAAAAUAAAUCAUGCAAUUUCUC
This is a messenger RNA of Larimichthys crocea (large yellow croaker), 2803 nucleotides long. It is a transcript of the gene samd1b, whose product is annotated as sterile alpha motif domain containing 1b. Gene Ontology annotation, cellular component: nucleus. The record is from RefSeq and is a predicted model, not a curated record. Gene Ontology annotation, biological process: negative regulation of DNA-templated transcription. NCBI's taxonomy places the organism in Eukaryota, Metazoa, Chordata, Actinopteri, Sciaenidae. The coding region runs from base 456 to 2501 and encodes 681 amino acids. Gene Ontology annotation, molecular function: DNA binding; chromatin binding; histone binding. The transcript has 7 exons.